Molecule: messenger RNA, 4748 nt
Organism: Rattus rattus (black rat)
Lineage: Eukaryota; Metazoa; Chordata; Mammalia; Rodentia; Muridae
Gene: Acss3
Product: acyl-CoA synthetase short chain family member 3
Exons: 16
Coding region: 71-2122 (683 amino acids)
Source: RefSeq, a predicted model, not a curated record
CCUCAGGGGCAGAGCCACCGCUGUUGGGAUAGCAAGCUGCUCGGCCUGCAGCUAGGGACAGAAAGAAAGUAUGAAGCCCUCCUGGUUGCAAUGUCGCAAAGUAACAGGCGCCGGGACGCUUGGGGCACCUCUGCCAGGAUCUUCUUCAGUAAGAGGAGCUGGUGUGGCCCGAAGGGCUUUGGUGGCCGGGUUCGGGGGCAGGGGCUGCAGGGCUCUGUCCACAAGCAGCGGUGGUGGCGAGUACAAGACCCACUUUGCAGCCUCUGUGGCUGACCCGGAGAGAUUCUGGGGUAAAGCUGCUGAGCAGAUCAGUUGGUACAAGCCCUGGACCAAAACACUAGAGAACAGAUACCCGCCUUCCACUAGUUGGUUUGUGGAAGGGAUGCUCAACAUUUGUUACAAUGCUAUUGAUCGGCACAUCGAAAAUGGCCAAGGGGAUAAGAUCGCUAUCAUCUAUGACAGUCCCGUUACAGACACCAAAGCAACUAUCUCCUAUAAGGAAGUCUUGGAGCAGGUCUCUAAGCUGGCUGGUGUCUUGGUCAAGCAAGGUGUCAAGAAAGGUGAUACUGUGGUCAUCUACAUGCCCAUGAUCCCACAAGCAAUAUACGCCAUGCUGGCAUGUGCGAGGAUAGGCGCAAUCCACAGUCUCAUAUUCGGCGGGUUUGCAUCCAAGGAAUUAAGUACACGCAUUGAUCACGUGAAGCCUAAGGUGGUUGUUACAGCAUCAUUCGGCAUUGAGCCUGGGAGGAAGGUAGAGUACAUGCCCCUUCUAGAAGAAGCUCUCAGAAUAGGACAACACAAACCAGACAGACUCCUCAUUUACAACCGUCCAAAUAUGGAGAAAGUUCCUUUGAUGUCAGGUCGUGAUCUUGAUUGGGAAGAAGAAAUGGCAAAAGCCCAGUCACAUGACUGCGUGCCUGUUCUCUCAGAGCAUCCCUUGUACAUUCUCUACACAUCUGGAACAACUGGCCUGCCUAAGGGUGUGGUUAGACCCACUGGGGGAUAUGCUGUAAUGUUGAACUGGACAAUGUCUUCCAUAUAUGGACUUAAACCUGGAGAGGUAUGGUGGGCAGCUUCUGACUUAGGCUGGGUUGUCGGACAUUCCUAUAUUUGCUAUGGUCCUCUUCUACAUGGAAACACAACAGUUUUAUAUGAGGGGAAGCCUGUGGGAACACCGGAUGCCGGCGCUUAUUUCCGUGUGCUCGCAGAGCAUGGAGUGGCUGCCUUGUUUACAGCACCAACCGCAAUUAGAGCCAUCCGUCAACAGGACCCUGGGGCAGCCUUGGGGAAGCAGUACUCUCUGACAAGGUUCAAGACACUGUUUGUGGCUGGGGAAAGAUGUGAUGUGGAGACCCUAGAGUGGUCCAAAAAAGUCUUCCGCGUACCUGUCCUAGACCACUGGUGGCAAACAGAGACCGGAUCCCCCAUCACUGCAUCAUGUAUCGGACUAGGCAACUCCAAAACACCCCCACCAGGACAAGCAGGAAAAUGUGUUCCAGGAUACAAUGUUAUGAUUUUGGAUGACAACAUGCAAAAACUGAAGGCUAGAAGCUUAGGAAAUAUCGUGGUAAAGUUGCCUUUACCACCUGGGGCUUUUUCAGGACUGUGGAAGAAUCAGGAAGCAUUCAAGCAUUUAUACUUUGAGAAAUUUCCUGGAUACUAUGACACUAUGGAUGCUGGCUACAUGGAUGAAGAAGGCUAUCUCUAUGUUAUGUCCCGAGUGGAUGAUGUAAUAAACGUUGCAGGCCACAGGAUUUCUGCAGGGGCUAUUGAGGAGUCAGUCCUUUCACACGGCACUGUGACUGACUGCGCUGUAGUUGGCAAGGAAGACCCCUUGAAAGGUCAUGUCCCAUUAGCACUCUGCGUGUUGAAGAAAGACGUAAAUGCAACAGAAGAACAAGUUUUGGAAGAGAUUGUGAAACAUGUUAGGCAGAGCAUUGGCCCCGUGGCUGCUUUUCGAAAUGCAGUUUUCGUCAAACAGUUACCCAAAACCAGGUCUGGCAAAAUUCCACGGUCUACCCUGACUGCCCUGGUCAAUGGCAAACCUUAUAAGGUAACCCCUACAAUUGAGGACCCCAGCAUUUUUGGUCACAUCGAAGAAGUACUGAAGCAGGCUUUGUGAUGUUUGUUUACUCUUUUCAAUCCCUUCGUCUUAACUUUCUAGCUGGAUCUAGGUCAUCUAUUUUCUACAAGUAAAUACUUGAAGAAAAAAUUCCUCAUCAACUCAGCUGUGAGCUGUAGUGUGUAGUUAGUCUGGUGGCCCCUGAAAGGCUGUACGUUGUGUUUUGCGGAAACCCGUUUGCCCCGUUACCUCUUUUCUGUAACAUGGAUCAUUCUACACUAUCGCGUGUGUCAAGGAGCAUGUUAAGGAGUAUGGCUUUGCUAACUCGUGGGCUUCACAAACACAUUCUAGUGGAAAAUAUCUGUACUACAAAUGCACUUUCUGGAGAUAAAAAUCAGCCACACGUUGAUCAAAAUCUAAACUGAAAUCUAAGUCAGAAUAUGAUUUACAAUGCUAUCGUAGAGACUCGAAUGUUGUUUACUGUUCUAAAGAUGACUGCCAUGCUUCCAGGUAAUUAGCAAGACAGGAUAGGCUGCCUAGCAACACAGGACCCAGGGUCAAGCACCACUGCCUGGUUGCUUGUUACUGGGUAAGGGGAGGCAUAUAUCUGGCAGAGAACCUAGCUAUCCUUCCACCAAAUAUUUUGGGAGAUAAAGACUUCUGCAAUCCCCUGUCAUGGUUCACUCUGUGUAUCUGGAUGCUUUCGUCUUUCCACGGAAUCAAGGGAUGCCCUUCAACUAGAAAGGAAUAACAAGAAAGAUCUUAUAAGAAAUUGAAAUUUUUUCAUCCUCUGCUAGAUGUCAAUACAUUUUCAGAGCUUUGCCAAUAUCAAUGAGCCUUCUCUCUUCUCUGUGUCUGUCUCUGUCUGUCUCUCUGUCUGUCUCUCUGUCUUCCCCCUCCCCCUGUUCUCACAAAUCCUUGUCCCCCUGCCUCUUACUCAUAGUUGCUGGGGUUAGUUCCAAAGUAGUACUUUUUCCUCCUAUAAGGGUUGAACCCAGAGCCUUGUGCGUGUUAGGUAAGCAUCUUCCACUGAGCUAGACCACUGGUGCUCAAUGAAUUCAUGUUGGUUCUUGAGGUGCAUAUCCCAACAAGUGAUUUUUAAGAACAAUGCACAGCCUUAAAUACUAGAAACCAUGCACUCCAUCAAGAGUGCAGUUCUAUCAGAUCCCAGAGAAAUGGCUCAGGAGAGAGGCUGUACCAAUACUGCAAGAGCCUCUGGUUUUCAAGAGAACCCCAAACGUUUACUCUUAGUGCAAGUUUUAAUUUGAAUUUGAAUAAAUAUCAAAUCAUCUAAAAUCAUAGUCUAACAUACAUUUCUUCUAUAAAAUGAUGGAGUCUUUUAAAAACUGGAAUUAAGCCUUUAAUAAAUUGAUAGAAAUUUACCCGUUUAAAGCAGAAAGAAAUUGCUGAUUAACCAGCUUAGAGCUCUACAUCUGUUAUUAUUUUUAGAAUAUAUACUUAAAUUAAAAAAAAGUUUACUGUGCUCAUUGAAUCUCUGAGAGUACUUGGAAUAAUUUCUCAAUUCUUCAGAUUCUUUUGGAAACAUGAUGAAGAGCACAGUGUCCUCACAGAAUAGCCCAAAAAUGAAAUAUAGGUAAGCAACAACAGAUAGGCAUUUACUGGCCAUAAAAGCUAUGCGUAUCUUACCUACAGCUCUUGUUUUAGGCCUCUUUGGUCUGUGUUCUAACCGAUAAGUCCAAAUACAAGAAAUAUAGGUGAGAAUUAACAAAUUACAAUUUAUUUGUUAAAAGUUAUAUAUGUAUAAGGGCCCCUUUAUAUUUAAAGGCUCUUAGAUAAAGGCUCCAUUUUAGGCAACUUUGGGGGCAAAAAUGGAAAAUAAAUGGCUUCUCAAAAGGAAGUUUUAUUAAUUAAACUACCUUCUUUAUUGGUAACAUUGAAAACAAUAUCUUUAUCAUCUUUAAUUAUUUUGGUAUUCUGAAUUAAUCUAACGUUUUGUAACUUGUAGCUGUUGAGUUUCUUGAAUUAUUCAUUGUACAUGUACAUCUUACCCAUUAUCACAACUGUUGGGAUUACAAAUCAAUGAUUUUUAAUACGUUAGCAUCGAAAUACAGUUCAUUACUUUCUCCACAUGAAUCAGGUGCUUUAACUAAGUUUUUCAUUUUGAUAUUUGCAAGUUAGAAGACACUCAAGCAGAUCUAAGACUUGAGUAAAGUUUUCAUCUUUGGACCAUUUGUAGAUUUUCUUCUUUCUCAGAUCUGAAGGGACACAUCGGCAAGUAAGCCUAGGUUACUUUCCAGUAGAAAGAAUCUUUAAAAGUAUGUAAACAAAAUGGACAAAACAAACAAAAAACAGUUUUUCACACAUGGAAGGGAGCUGUUUUUCUUGUUUCAAUGAGGAAAUCCAUCUCCCCUGCAGACUAGAGGCAGUGAUCAUGUUGUGGUCCUAAAAUGAAGUCAACAGACUGCUUAGACACUUGGGAGGAAAUUAAAGAAUGUUCUGUUUUAAAAUCUCACCAUAAGGUUUUUGGCGUUGCUUGUUUUGUUUGUCAAAUUGCAUCUAAAAUAUUUUGAAUUCAAUGUGUCUCUGAUAGCAAUGACAUAAUCCAAGAAAUGUGACCAUACUUAAGUUGACCUUGAUGACUUCUCUGUGAUCUUUCAUUUGAUGAAAUUUUUAAAUUUGUAAGACACCUGCAGAAUGGAAAUAAAAAGUACCUUUAACGUUUAAA